Molecule: messenger RNA, 1797 nt
Organism: Salpingoeca rosetta
Lineage: Eukaryota; Choanoflagellata; Craspedida; Salpingoecidae
Exons: 6
Coding region: 1-1797 (598 amino acids)
Cellular component (GO): lysosome; endosome
Molecular function (GO): potassium ion leak channel activity; proton channel activity
Source: RefSeq, a predicted model, not a curated record
AUGGAGGACAACAAGCACCCACCACCACAGUAUGUGAGUGCAAUGCAGCAGCAGCAGCAGCAGCAGCACCCACCACAGAUGCAGUUGGAGCAGCAAGGUGGUGGCCCACAGAGUCAUGGCAACGAGCACCACCACGACCACCAUGCCGGCGCAGGUGGAGAGACUGAGCGCCUGGAAAUCGAUGCUGUGAUUGCCAUCGUCGCCACCGUCAUGGCCAUUCCACUGGCAUCCCUCACGGAGGAAGAGGAGGAGAAAGACUACAUCUUCCAAGUACUCAAUGGUAAAGGCAAGCAGAUUGCGUGGUUCGUCGCAUCGUUCAACAUGGUCGCAUACUGGUGGGGUUACCACUCCGCUCUCAUGCGUCAAGUGGAACACGUUACCUUCUGGACCAUGCUAUGCAACCUGCUGUUCCUGCUGUCGCUGAGCUUCUACCCAAUCUCAUAUGUCUUUGCGCAAGACUACAUCCUGAACUGGAGAGCAACGUCGUUGUUCAUGUCCAUCCUGGUGUCAACAGCGCUUGCAUUCGCCCUGCUCAGGAUGCUGUCUCGGCCCUCCGCAUGGGAGAGUCCUGCGCGUCGAAUGGCGUGGAAGCUGUGCAUGAUUGAGGAUGCAACGCACGUUGUUGUCCUUGGUCUGGCCCUCGCCGCUGUGCAGAUCCUGCGUCUUGUUAACGAAGACUACAUUGCCGUCGGCUGGGUCGUUGUUCUCGUCAAGACCAUCUUCGACGUAAUUGUGUACCGCUGGCACGUGCGGCGCCACCCGCGCCUCUUUGCAAACCCGUACAAGCCCGGCAAGACGCUGCGCAAGCGUCACUUCCUUCGCCUUGCCGGCUACGCUGACGUUCGCCGCAAUCGCCUUGAAGCGUUCUCCGAUGGCGUGUUUGCCAUCGCUGCCACCUUCCAGUUCCUGGAGAUCAAAGUGCCAACGCCAGACCAAGUUCCCUUCCCCUCGUUCACGGAAGCGCUCUCGGAUGCCAGCUCGGACUUGGGUGCCUACCUCAUCUCCUUUGGCGUCAUCGGCAUGCUGUGGAUCAACCACCACAACAUUGUCGAACGCUUCCAGUGCGUGCCGCUCUUGCUGCGUCUCGUCAACACGCAGCAGCUUGUGCUAGUGGCCGUGCUUCCUCUCUUCUUCAGCAUCCUCGUCAACUUCUGGCCGGACCGGUCUGCCGUCAUCUGGGCGAGCUGCGCCGUCGCCACCACCGGUCUGUUCCAGCUCCUCCUGUGGGGAUUGGCCCGCUUCCUCCACUCGCGAGCGGUCGCCGCAAGCGCUUCUGUUGCCACGCGCACCCCCUCCGCCCACACCUCCUCGUCCUCCACACUUCUCUCUGCAAGCACGAGCAGCGGCAGCGGCCACAGCAGGCCUGGCUUUCCAACAGCAACAGCAACAACAGCAACAGCAACAACAGCAAGACCAAUGUCUUCUUCGUCGUUGCCUGGACCGCCAACAACGCCACAAGCAGCUUCAACAGCAACAACAGCAGCACAACAACAGCGACAGCAAGAGGAGGAGGAAGGGUUGCAGCGGGAAGAAGAGCUUGUGCUGAAGUUUGAUCCUUACGAUUCCGUGCGCAAGCCGUACGUGGUUGCACAGCUGCUGGUCAUACCCGUAGUCGGGUUUGGCACUGCGCUCGCUGCUCUGGGCUCAUCCAGGGUGCACCUGUUCCCGUUUCUGCUCUGCCCGUUCCUGUACUGGCUGCUGAGCUCUCUCGAGGCACGUGCCGUUGGCACUGCCAUCGCAUUGCGGUACGGCGCCGGCACAUCCGAACACCAACCGCUUGUGCAGCGCACAGAGUAG